Penicillium arizonense is the source of this 1476-nucleotide messenger RNA. Its product is annotated as WD repeat protein. The coding region runs from base 1 to 1476 and encodes 491 amino acids. The record is from RefSeq and is a predicted model, not a curated record. Gene Ontology annotation, biological process: proteasome-mediated ubiquitin-dependent protein catabolic process; protein polyubiquitination; transcription-coupled nucleotide-excision repair. Lineage: Eukaryota; Fungi; Ascomycota; Eurotiomycetes; Eurotiales; Aspergillaceae. The transcript has 2 exons. Gene Ontology annotation, cellular component: Cul4A-RING E3 ubiquitin ligase complex; nucleotide-excision repair complex. Gene Ontology annotation, molecular function: protein binding.
AUGAAUUCCUAUCUCCUCAACAGAGCCCUCGGGUCUGUCAAUCCGAAUGACUUUCACGUCGCUCAAACCACCCGACUAGUCCACCAUCUCGAACCCGCUCCAGGCAUACGGUUCUCCAGUCGCAGAGCAGCUGCAUCAACGGACCGGACCGAAGAUGAUGUGGCGCCUUUGGAUCAAGAGCUUAACUCCGCGGCGGAGGUGUUUGCUCACAAGUCCGGCGUGAAUUGCCUAGCUGUUGAUCAGUUCGAGGGCCGAUAUAUGAUAUCGGGAGGCGCCGAUCCAUCGAUCCACCUGUGGGAUCUCGAAACAAGAGGUUCGGAGCUUGAACAUAUCCAUCAAUCUUGCGCGUCGGUUAGUAAAUCCUCGCAUGCCGACGCGCAUACACAUGCGAUUACAUCGCUCUCGAUUUACCCGUUUGAUCCCGUUCCUUCAACGAUCUUCUCGACAUCGCAUGAUGGUACAUUGAAGCUCUCUACGCUGGAUUCACCUUCUAUCACCCCGGUCCAUACAUUCAGUCUCGACUGCACUCCAUAUUCGCACUCGUUCUCGUCUCAGCCUGGGUCUACCCUGCUUGUCGCAGUAGGCACAUCCGAACGAUCGGUACGAUUAGUAGACCUACGAUCAGGUCUAUCAACGCAAGGAUUACCAGGACACAAUGGCGCGGUAUUGUCUGUAGCAUGGGCUCCCCAUCGACCCCAUCUGCUUGCGUCAGGCUCAGUCGACAAUCGGGUGAUCAUAUUCGAUGUCCGUCGUGGAGGUCACAACUCUGCCAUUGCAACCUUGGAUAUGGAUGAUCCUGUGGGACUAGGUCUACCAGGGACGGGGUCUAUACCCGCCUCUUAUGAGAGCCGUCCGGCGUUCUCUCGACAUUCCCGUGCUCAUAACGGGCCUGUGACGGGGGUCCGUUGGACAUCCAAUGGAAGUCAUAUCGUGACAACGGGUCAGGACUCGCGGAUCCGAGUAUGGGACUCGGGGACUGGUGCUAAUACACUAGUACAUUUCGGUCCUCGGGUCCGCAAUAGCUCUUCCUCGCACCUGGCUGAACGCGCCCCGCUGAUGGUACCGAAAGGUGCAAUGAGUCCCGGUCAUGAGACGUUACUAUGGCCUAAUUUCAAUGAACAAGAUGACCGCGGCGAGAUCUUCAUGUUUGAACUGCGCGAGGGAACGUUCGUCAAGCGUCUCCGAGUCCCAGGUCUAACGAUUGGGUCACAGAAUGUACGUGGUCGAUCGAGCGCUCUUAGUGCCGCCCGCGUCAAUGAUCUAGUGUGGCGUGGCAACGGUGCAUCCGGAGAGGGCAUCGAGCUAUUUUCCGCGCAUGGUGAUGGAACAAUCCGAACAUGGGUAUCUCGCGAACCAGACGGUGAGCCCACAGAAGCCGAGGAAGCAGGCAUGGCCGAUCGCAAGAGAAAGCGAGACGUUCUAGAUGAGAUCUACCAAGGGUUCCUCGCGCCCGAUCAACCCAGCCUUCAAAUAUGA